AUGGCGGCGACAUCAGCGCUAAGGAGCAUAAUUCGGGUGAAGCAGCAAUCACAUAUAUCCAUCGUUGCGUUUUAUACAACGCAGAUAUCGUCGUAUGCAAAAUACACGGCCGGAUCUGGUGGGGAUCUCCAACUAAAACAUACUUACUGGCUUGGUAACCUCUUCAUCAAGAACAUGAUGCUCGUCCAAGCCGGGUCGUCAUUUGUGGUGGCUGAAUCAAGUUUUCAACAGUUCAUGAGACCUGGGGUACUGGAAGUAUCAUCUCCCUUCCGGUCCGCCUGUUAUCUCCUGGUAUUUGCGGCUUUUAUUGACUGUGUCUCCGUCUCUAUGGCCUAUCAACCUGGUCACAGAAAGGCAGGCACUGGAACCAUUGCUUUCCCUUAG
Molecule: messenger RNA, 384 nt
Organism: Nannizzia gypsea CBS 118893
Lineage: Eukaryota; Fungi; Ascomycota; Eurotiomycetes; Onygenales; Arthrodermataceae
Exons: 3
Coding region: 1-384 (127 amino acids)
Source: RefSeq, a predicted model, not a curated record